Rhineura floridana is the source of this 2771-nucleotide messenger RNA. RefSeq names its product EF-hand calcium binding domain 10 (gene EFCAB10). Gene Ontology annotation, molecular function: calcium ion binding. NCBI's taxonomy places the organism in Eukaryota, Metazoa, Chordata, Lepidosauria, Squamata, Rhineuridae. Bases 225 to 671 code for a protein of 148 amino acids. The record is from RefSeq and is a predicted model, not a curated record. The transcript has 5 exons.
GCUUGGGGCAGUAACUUGAGCCGGCCCUUCUGCUCAAAUUACUUUUCUCUUCCAGGAAGGUUCAAGCUACUUCCACCCCAGAACAGGUAUGUCUUCAAACCCCAGGACAGCGGGUGAGGCGCCACCGGGCACACAGAGGGAAACCUGUAAUCGCGCGACUAGGUCUAGGAGGACAUGCUCAUUGGUCAGCCGUCGCCACCCCCGCCGCCAAAUCCCUUCGUCACAUGACGCCCCCUUCACAAGGGACGUGGCCUGCGAGCGUUUCCUUCGGUCUCCUAGCAACGGCGAUGGACCGCGAAACGGAGGGCCGCGAGUACUUGGCGCAGCACAAAAUCCCAGACCUUUUACACAAUUUGAGCGCGUUGCUGCUCUACCACCGCCCAGAAAGACCAAGAGAGUUUUUAAUAAAGACACUGGAAAAAAUAAAACUUUCAAAACUUACUCGUGUGGACUACCCCUAUCUCAUGGAUGAAUCAAAUGUGGAUGCAAUGUUCGAGAUGCUAGAUGUUGCAGGCCAAGGUUACAUAACCUUAAAGCAAUAUGAAGGAGCACUUGAAUCUUUGGGAUUGAGUAUCCAGGAUGAAGCUUACAAAGAUACUGAUAUAAUUACAGCAAGUGUCUUCAAGGAAAAUGUGAUGAAAAAAUUUGCUGAAAUGUGGGCAGCAUUUUAAUCUUCAUAUGACUUCAUAUUUUACUUCUGAAAAAGUAGUAUUUUCAUUUUUAUGUCUAUAGAUAUAGUGGCCUUGUUCAGGUGUAAUAAAAACUGCAUCACUACUAUUGCAGUUGUGGAAUUUCAUAUUUUCUUGACAAAGGUUGAAAUAUUUUGUAGUAAUCUUUCAUUGUCAAAUGCUGUGCCCAUUGCAGCCAUAAUUAAGCAGGUUUGGCUCCAUUUAUUUCACAGUGGGAGACUUGCAUUGCUUAUUGCCCUUAACUCUCUCUAUAAUGAAGGCUUAAUUAUACAUAUCUACCUGUUUUUGCUUUAUCAUCUAUCACUACCUACCAGUAACUAGAUGAGUGUCAGCUAUAUUAAAAGCUAUUUCUCAGCCUCAAGAAACCUUACCUUUAUAUUGCAAACAAUGUGCAAAAUCAUUUUUAGAUUAUAUUAAGAUAGGUUUUAAUCUAGUUACCAAAAUAAAUCUAUUAGUCUAUCAGGUGGAAUGUAAGGUUGUUUCAUUUUACACAUUUGUAAUUAUCACAGCUAUUACCAUUGGAACGGGGUAGGGUGUUUCUCCAGCACUUGCAUCAGUGAAGCACUUUUCAGCCUCACAGUCUUAUAUUUAGGUUCUUCAGUAAACAUAGGGAACUAUUGAAAACCACAGAAAAUGCUGCAGACCACACUGGCUCCCACCAUAGCACCUGGUGUUGAUAGGAGACCACUGCAAACAUUUCUGAUGUAAUAGCUCAGAGCCCUUGUAAAGUGAGUCUUUGGAAGAUCAUAGAGACAGUCCAUCUGAAUGUAGAUCAUUCUGUAUAGUUCAACAGCCAACAAGGGUGAGCAACUCAACGUAGCUCAAAAAUGAAUUAUUAAAAGAAUUAAAGAAUCAAAUUUGUCCUUCACAAACUCUUAAAAGAAUAAAAGAAUCGAAUUUGUUCCUGUAAGGGGCUUGUUCCUAUUAUACAGCAUAUGUGUUAGAAUAUUGUCUUAUUAAACAAGAAUAUCUUCUAGUUGAACAUAUUGUUCAAUUCUAAUACUUGCUGAACUGUACCAAAUAUAAAAUUGUAUCUUCGAAACUGACAUCUAUACAGCUAAUUUCACCUUCACUCAAAAAAAAAAGCAUGUUACUAAACAAGUAAGAGCACAGAGAAAUUUGGCUUUGCUUUUUAUAGAAUGCAAUAGUGAUUAGUCUCUCUUCAUUCUGUUUCCUUAUUUCCCAGUGUUAGGCCAAUUUGUUCUCAAAUUAAGAAGAAUCUCCACAUCUUGUUGAGCUAACUUGUAAAUUCCAAGUUCAUUUAAUGCUGCCACUGCUGUGGGCUGAUUUGAAAUCAAUAUGGUUUCAGUUCUAUUUUCAGUGGCAGAUUGUAGCACAUCCUUCAAGAGUAGGGCUGAGCCAACAUUUAAAUUCAGUACAAUACAGGCUUCCUUUAUGCUGCAGAAGAAAAGAAGAAAAAAAACACAGAACUUUAAAAAGCUAAAAUGGCAUGAAGAUCUGUUGUUCAGAGAAAAAAGAUGACAAAUAUUUCACUAAACAUUUCAGCCAGUAAAUAGUGAGUUUACCUCUUUGUAUAAAACUGGAAAAAACACCAUGCUUGCAGAAGUUAUGGUUCUAGCCAAAUUAACUAGAAGACAGUAGUUAAAUAACAAUAUUUAACUACUGUCUUCCAGUUAAUUUGGCUGGAGCCAUAAUGUUAUGCUUUUAUGUUUUACAUGCUGAAGUUGUUCCCUAAUUUUUCUCCAAUGGUAAUCUAAUAGUAUUAAGUGAUAGAUUUUAUAUUGUUGUGAAAGAACUCUUUCAGAUACAGAUUACUACAUGCACUGUUAACGUUUAACGUUUUCCCUGUCUUAGAAACGUGUUCAGAAAAAAAGGGAGAUGGGAAAGAUACCUUGCAGUUUCUUAUCUCAUUUUUUCCAAUAUUUAAUUUCUGAAGUAAACUAUAAUUUGAGACACGCUUACUUACUGUUUGAAAUAAUUCUCUGGCCGUUUGCAGUAAUGUGAAAAUAAAGGGAAAAGAUUCCUAGUCAUGUCAAACUGGAGCUGCGCUGCUCCUCCUUCAUUAAAGUGAUUGGCCAGUAUUAUCUGUACACAGCACAAAUAAAAGGCAAGUUAAAUUUA